ACUCGACUCAAUAAGGAUGUGUUUAUACAAUAAUUUCCCUUUACAUUGCGAUAGCUAUUAUUUAAACAUAACUAAUGCUUUAUUAAUUAUUUAUUAAAAGAAAUUCUACACGAGCGAGUUUGAACAUAAGUCAUUAAAAUUGGACUAGCAAAUGUUCGCCCGAAGUUCCAACUUUUAAAACUUGACCUGGCACGGUGUGUCUUCGUGAACUGUGUUAAACGGACUAGCGACUGCUUAUCAUUUGCACGGGUUCGAUAUAUAUGUCUGGCUGUGUGGUCCACAUUUAAGUGAGUCUACAUUACAAAUGAGGAUUGCAAAUAUGAUUUUGCCGACACUUUUGUUGUGUCAGAUUUCAACUUUGACAGCCUUAUUUUGGAGCAACAAGGUCUGCUACAAGAAUGUCGGGUGCUUCGAGAACAGCAAUCCCUUUGAUAAUACCCUUGGCCAGCUUCCCGACUCCCCAGACAACAUAAAGGUAAAGGUGUACUUAUGGACGCGGGAGAACCCAGAAAUAGCAUCGCAGCUCUUCUACGACAACACCCAAAGUAUCGCCGAUUCGAAUUUCGAUGCUAGUCGGCCAACGAAAAUACUUAUCCAUGGGUUCAUGAGCAGCAAAGAUGAACCGGUAAUUGCCAAUCUGUCGGUGGCCUUGAUCAAACAAGGCGAUUACAACAUCAUCGGCAUAGACUGGUCUGCAGGCUCAAGGCAGUUCUAUCCAAAGGCCGUGUCUAACACCCGAGUCGUGGGUGCGAUCGUUUCCCGCCUGGUGCAGACCUUGCAGACGGAUUUCAGCCUCAAGCUCUCCGAUCUUCACAUUAUAGGGCAUAGCCUAGGCGCCCACACUGCCGGCUAUAUUGGUCGCCGCGUACCGGGAAUUGCGCAUAUCACUGGCAAGUUGUUUUUCCUCAUAAUUUAUUUGUUUUCAUUGCUGACAGUGGUAAGCUAAUUGGGAAUUAAAUGACUUUAAUGUUUAGGAUUUGUAUACAAAAAACAUACAUUUUUUACUGUUUAUAUUUUAAACAUAUUUCUUUAACCCAUGGCACUUUCGUUCGUUGAAACUGGUGUGAGAGGAUUCACUUCGAUAUUACUGUUUCUGGUUAGCGAUGGUUUAAUCGUGGAAUCGCUGCUAGAUCGACUAGCAAUUCGUCCAUUAAAACGCGAGUUUCACUGUUUACUGGUCUGUGUUUAAGAGACAUUGUCUGUGAUUGCCAUUUAUUGCCCCAUCGUUUUAUUCAAAGUACUGACAGUACUGGUGUGACGAUGCUUUUGAAGAGGAUUGAUAUAAAAGCAUCCAUUUAACUUUAUCUACAUCACUACAAUUGUGUAUGUGGGUACGAAAAUUUUGGGUAGGAAAAAAAUGGGUAGACAAUUUUGGGUUCACAAAUUAUGCAAAAAAAAAAAUUGGGUACGAAAAAAGAUUUGGUAACGAAAAAAAAUUUGGGAAGGGAAACAAAUUGGGUACGAAAACAAAUUUGGGUACGAGCAAAAAUUUGGGUAGGAAAGAAAAUUGGGUACGAAAAAAUUUGGGUACGAAAACUGUAGGGUACGAAAAAAAUGGGGUUACGGGGAAGUAGUACCCGUGGGGAACUUGAUCCAUUCAGCGAAACUGGGAGGCGGGUUACAUUCUCGAUAAAAAAUAAGAAGAAAUAUCUUUAAAAAGAUAUUCGACGUUUAUUUUCUGUACCACUUAUCUUAAAAAAUCGUUCUGUUACAGUAAAACGUUUGUGGGUUAUAGCAUUACGUUUCAGCAUAUAAAUUCAAAACUUAACAUGCUCUUUAAUUACACCAUGCUCUUUAAUUUCACAUGUAUAUCAUACCAAACUUAAUAUUUCGUAGUUUCCUUUCCUAAGUUAAUGAUGCUAUGUGUACGGACGUGAUUUCAUAUGCCCAUCUGCAUGAACAUAUAAUUUUUCUCUUUUGAUUAUUGUUUUUUUCUCUCAUUCAAUAAGCUUAGGCAUGUUUGUUCGUUAAGUACGGCAAUAAUUUGAUGAUGAUUCCCGAAAGUAGGUAUGAGCACAUAGUCGUAAGAGGACUUGAAUACGCCCAUGAACUCAUGGAAGGUUAACUAAAUCUCCGAGAUAUGACCUAAUAUGUGUUUCAAAACAGCAAACAAUAUCCAACAAACUAAUGAAUUAUCAAACAUAGUAUGUGCACUGAUGUGGCUGUGUAAUUUCUGUUUGAAAAGUUUAUUAAAUAUGCAAAAUGAGAAAGCACGCAUAAAAGCGAGUUUCACAGAUGUUAUACGGCUAUUAUGCUGUUUAUAAACCAUAGUCGCUACAACGUUUACAAAUGACAGGUUCGAAAUAAUUCGUUUUCUUUACACUCCUGAUCGCGUUGAAAGUAAAUUGUACACGUUUUAAUUCGUAAUUAAUUUACUGAAUCACGACAAAUGUCAAAUACAAUACAGAAAAUGCAUAGUUGUUUCAUUGAUCUAUAAACACAUAAUGGAUUGAAUAUAACUGAUUUUAAAAUAACGUUUUCAAACUAUUAUCAAAUCUUUUUCCCAGAAUAUGCUGUCCUAUUUAUAGCUGAGCUUCCUUUACAUUUAUCAAUGAUAAUCAGCGAGGUAUGCCGAUUAGAAAAAUCUCAAUCGGACUGGCUCGGUCUUUUACAUAGGUCGCCAUUGUGAAUAAUUUUUCAUGUUAUGAAAACUUAGACGAGCUGCUUCGCAGCAUCGUCAAAAAUAACAUAACGAGAAAGACGUGCAUACAUGAAUUACUUUCUUUAUCACCAAUUGUUGGAUACAAAUUAAAUAUUAGAAGAGUAUUGUUGUAACAAUUACUUACAAAACAUCAAAUGAGCCAAAACAUAAUGCGCGAAAAGUGCUAAAUUUCCUAAAAGUAAGUCAUUAUUACGUUGAUUUCUCGUACAUACGCAUUCCACUACUUUCACUUAAUUCUAGUAUUACGUAGUAAAUUGAAUUCCAAUCGACCUGUUUAAAUUGUGUAUUUAUACUCGUAUGCACAGUUAAUUAACUUUGUUUUUCUUUGUUAUUAAUCGCGAGUACGUUUGAUUGCGUACAAACCUGAAUCGUCGUCUGUCAAUGUACUGAUUUAAUGAAAUGGAGCUAAAACUUAUGAAGAUUUCUGCCUGGUAGGGUUAGACCCGGCUGGACCAUUGUUCGCUAAGACGGACGCAGUGGUACGCCUGGAUCCAACUGACGCUUUGUACGUUGACGUCAUUCAUUCUGACGGCGCGCCUUUCGAAGACGCCGGUUUCGGGACGAUGUCGGCCCUCGGUCACAAGGAUUUCUAUCCCAACGGUGGCCAGGUGCAGAAGGGUUGUCCUCCGCCUAUCAAAACAACUGUGGGCCAGAUUCUAACGGGAAACAUUAAGGAUGCGUUUAACAGCGUUUCGUGCGCACAUGACCGUGCAAUAUGGUACUACAUAGAGUCCGUGCUGACCAACGCUUGUCAUUUCAACGCCCUCCGCUGCUCGUCGUGGGAAGAUUUCAAGGGAGGCAACUGCGAUUCUUCGGGUCCACGCACGUACGCAGAAAUGGGAUUCAACUCGGAAAAUACGAAUGCAACUGGAACUUUCUAUCUGGAAACAAACGCACAAUCACCAUACUGUAUAACGUCAUAGACCAAAUCAGGGGCAACAAAUCGCAUUUAUUCAACAGAAAGAAUCUUAGAGUGUUUAAAGAAAAGAACCCCCUUUGGCAUUUUGCAAAAACGCACCUAAGAACUAUAAAUGGACGCUCUUACAAUCUCUUUUAAGUCAUUCAAUUAAAACGAAAGGAAUAAAACGAUAAUAAAAUUGUUGUAUUCAGAAUUAAAAGCAAGACAUAUUGCAAAUGCAGGAAUCAGGUUUUCAACAUUCAACUAAUUUUUAAACUUUAAUUUUAAAAAUUGUGCAAUCAAAGUCUAAGCAUGCAUAAACGGAAGUCUAAGCAUGCAUAAACGGUACUAACCCACUAAAUGUGUGCACAAUACUUUUACUAAAUAAAUGCUAUUUAGCGGA
Molecule: messenger RNA, 3963 nt
Organism: Dreissena polymorpha
Lineage: Eukaryota; Metazoa; Mollusca; Bivalvia; Myida; Dreissenidae
Product: inactive pancreatic lipase-related protein 1-like
Exons: 7
Coding region: 305-946 (213 amino acids)
Biological process (GO): lipid metabolic process
Molecular function (GO): triacylglycerol lipase activity
Source: RefSeq, a predicted model, not a curated record